AUGAAUGCAAACGCUCCCUAUGCUUCACCAUUUAUCGUGCAGCAAGUUUGUUGCGCAUGCUUAGCAUUAUCAAUUGCAUAUAUGCAGUGGUAUUUUCGUGAUGCAUGCAACACGCAUAUUUUGCGGGCAGUUGUAAUCAUGAACGUUUGCCAAUUUGUACAAGAAAUAAUGUAUGCAUACAGUACAUAUAUGCUAAUUAUGAUUAUGAGACGGAAAAAUGAUGUGACAUACAAAUUUAGUUUAUUUGAUCAAGCUGAGGUUUUGCAUUUAUUAGUUGGCUCAUUUGUAAUUCAUGGCUUACGUCUUAUUACGUGUGCAUAUCCUGUAGCUGUUUUUGCAAAAAAAGCUUUUCUUGUUGAAUUUUUAUGUCGUAUUCGUUUUGCACCAAAUCGUACACGUGGCAUUAGCCUUGCGCAAGCUAAGCGAGCUGAUAAUGCUGAUAAAAGAAAAAGUAAUUUAUUGUUUUAUGUUGCUGUAGUAUUAUCAGUUUUAUGUAUUGCUACGGAUAUUACUUACUAUAUGUGCAAUGAUGCGAAACGAAUUGGUCAUACUGCAAUUUCACUAAUUUAUACAAUUUGCUUAUCAAUCAUUUAUUAUCAUUAUCGAAAAGAACGACGAACUAUGUUUCUAAAAAUUCUAGCUGUUUUAUCAAUUAUUAUCAUAAACUCAUCCAUUCAUACACUUUAUGUAUUUGUUGAAGCUAUGUUUACCGGUCGUUUAUAUUAUGUUUUGAAUAAAAGCAUUGGAAAUUUUGUAAUAAACGGUAGUUACUUUUUUCUAUCAUUGGGCUUAGCAGUUUUAUCAUUUAAAUCAAUCAUAUUUUGUUUUCAAACAAUAAUAACGCAUACACCGCUAUACACUCAACCAAUAGCUAUUAUGCGAUCACUUCGUUGGCUUAUUACUUUGGCUUAUGUUCUCAUUGCUGUUACUGCUUUAGAAAUACUUUUUACAAUGACUAUGUACAAAUUAUUUUCAACACGAAUUGAUUUCAUAUUGGGCACAGAAUUUUUCUUGUGGAUUAAUUCCAUUUCGACAUGCUUGUUGCAAAUUUGGGUUUGCAAACAUGAACGAUUUCAACGAUGUGUAAUUAUACUUAUCAUACAGUUGAUAUCGGAUUGUUCAACAAUAUUAUUACUGAUUAUGGUACAAGCAGGAAUUGUUCAAACUGUCAUUGCAAUGAUGACACGUCAUAGUAAAACUUUACAAUAUGCCAGCGCACGAAUAUUUUAUAUUGUGAUCGAUCAUAUAUUGCAAAUUAUUCAGUGGGCAUUGAAUAUAUGUUCACUUGGAAUAGCAUUAAUUGUAUUAGAUAAAAUGGAAACAGAAGAUGAAACUGAUAAUUCUGCAUUUGAUAAUGAAAAUUUUCAUGUUCCAAGCAUGCGUGAACUUUUAACAAUUGAACAAAAUAACUCUGAAACUAAUCGCGCACGUUGUAGUGUCUUUGAUAGAUCAGCUAAUAUUGAUUACAUCUGGGGUGAGAGUGAGAUAUCAUUUGAUGACGAUGAUAAUUUUGAUAAUAGACAAGAUACAAAUACAAAUGAACGCGAUAGUGAUAUGAUUGAUUGA
Molecule: messenger RNA, 1566 nt
Organism: Brugia malayi
Lineage: Eukaryota; Metazoa; Nematoda; Chromadorea; Rhabditida; Onchocercidae
Exons: 9
Coding region: 1-1566 (521 amino acids)
Source: RefSeq, a predicted model, not a curated record